Messenger RNA from Solea solea (common sole), 3140 nucleotides. RefSeq names its product interferon regulatory factor 9 (gene irf9). The coding region runs from base 143 to 1468 and encodes 441 amino acids. Gene Ontology annotation, biological process: immune system process; regulation of transcription by RNA polymerase II. The record is from RefSeq and is a predicted model, not a curated record. NCBI's taxonomy places the organism in Eukaryota, Metazoa, Chordata, Actinopteri, Pleuronectiformes, Soleidae. The transcript has 10 exons. Gene Ontology annotation, cellular component: nucleus. Gene Ontology annotation, molecular function: RNA polymerase II cis-regulatory region sequence-specific DNA binding; DNA-binding transcription factor activity, RNA polymerase II-specific; protein binding.
GUGAUUUCUGGGAAAAGGAGCGUCGGGCUGAAGGCAGAGAAACACACACACACACACACAGAGCAGCAGCAGCAGCAGCAGCAGCAGCAGUCAGUUCAGUCUGAAGAAGAAGAAGAAGAAGAAACUCAGAUUGGACAAAGUCAUGUCUGCAGGACGAAUGCGGUGCACGCGCAAACUCAGAGCCUGGAUAGUCGAGCAGGUCAGCAGUGGAAAAUAUCCCGGCCUGGUUUGGGACGACGAGGCUAAAACUAUGUUCCGUAUCCCGUGGAAACACGCAGGGAAGCAGGACUUCAGAAAAGACGAGGACGCCGCCAUCUUCAAGGCGUGGGCGGAGUUUAAAGGCAAGCUGACAGAUGAUAGUCAGGAUAGCCCCGCCUCCUGGAAGACACGCCUACGCUGUGCGCUCAACAAGAGUCCGGAGUUUACGGAAGUGAUGGAGCGAGCUCAGCUGGACAUUUCUGAGCCGUACAAGGUUUAUCGUCUGGUUCCUGUCAGUGAGCAGGGUUUGUUACUCCCGGAGAAGAAGAGCAGAGAGAAAAGUGUGAGGAAGUCGAGGAGGAAGAGGAGGAGGAGGAGCAGUAGCAGCAGCGAGUCAGAGAGCGACGACGUGAGUCAAGUCAAGCAGAUAAAGACGGAGGAGGUCUCGUCUCAGACGUGUGUGGAUGAAACUCUGCUGCAGAGCAACGUCACCGUGCAGACCGAGGAGCCCGUUCUCCACAGCACCACCGUCAUCCAGAGAGACGCGGUGGACGAGAUCAGACUGGACGUGCGAAUUGAGGAGAACGUCCCCGUUCAACAAGACGGCCAGGACUCCUUCAGUGUGGUGGUUCACUACUUAGGGCAAGAGGUCCUCAAGCGUCACAUACAAGGAACAGACGUGAGGAUCAAGUACCUUCCGUCUUCGCUCGUCCCCCCGACGCCGGCCGUCCUGAAGGACAGGUUUCCACGCAUCCACCUGCCCGAGCCUCCGUCCUCGCUGCCGGCCGGUGAGGAGCUGCAGGGCCUGCUCACACUGCUGCCCUUCAUGGAGAAAGGAGUGGUGCUGACCUCCAUGCAGAAGGGAGUGUACGCCAAGAGGUACUGCCAGGGGCGGGUCUUCUGGACGGGGCCACACACGACCGCGCCGGGUCUACACAAGAUGGAGAGAAACAACGAGCCGGUGCUGCUGUUCAGCAGAGACGUCUUCAAACAACAGCUGGAUCAUUACUGUGCUCAUGGCGGCGAGCCUCCGCAGUGUGGCGUCACUCUGUGUUUUGGAGAAGAACUGUGCAACGACGAGGACCCGUCCAAGAAACUCAUCAUUGUUCAGAUCACGUUUCCAUGGGCGGAGCUUCAGGUGACACAAGCCCAGUCCAUCUUCCAGUCCAUCGAGUUCCUGCAGACUCUGGCCAGUCAGUCUCCGCUCGGGGAAAUCACGCUGAACCUGGUCGCGGUGUCGCCGCAGACGACGGACUCGGUCAUCAGCUGAGGGACUAAACUCCACCCACCACCACCAUCCAGUGAAAACAGGGACUUACAGAUGAGCCGAUACCAGACUCUGGAUCAGUAUCAGUCCAAUAAGUGCCCAAAAAAAUCCCAAAUUAUGGACAAGCUGAUACGUUACCUAGUAUCGGUCCGAUACUGACCAAAAUCACCAACUAACGAUGAGCCAAUAAGAUAGUCUGAUACUGUGUGUCCAUGUGAUGCUGGACAAAAUUACAACUUAGUGACUGAUGAGCUGAUCUACUAAGGUACUCAAUAUUUGUAUCAGUCCAAUGUUGGCCAAGAUCUCCGAUUAAGGACAAGCGGAUACGAUACUUGCUACCACUAUUGGUCGGAUACCAAUCAAAAUCACUGAUUUAAAAUGAGCCAUUAUGCUAGUGAAUUUUGAUAUUGGUCCAAUAUUGGGCAAAAUGUCCAAUUAAGGAUGAGUCGAUUUGAUGCACGGUAUCGGUUUGAUAUCAGCCAAAAUCACUGAAAAGAAUUGGGAUCAUACAAUCCCGGAUAUUGGCAUCAGUAUCGUUCUACUACAAUCCUACGAUAUCGUUCUGCUGCUGAAGAAAAUACUUCAAGCACAAGACGCCUCGUUUUUUUAAAAUGGCUGCUUCGUUUAAAAGGACCACAUCGGAGUAAUAUCGGUAUGUUAUCGGACACAAAAACGUGGUAUGGAUCUUCCUCGCUCAUCUCAGAUGUUCGUCAUGUGACCAAAUCAUCUUGAUUAAGUUUGAAAUAGACGUAGUUUGUGAGGUUGUUAUUUAUGUGUUUAGAAAAUGUUCAGCACUAAAGAAACGGAAGAAAAAAAAAAGACAUUUAAGAGCUCACAAAGUGAACUUUCCGUUUCCUGGAGGUGGAUUUAUCUUUCAGGGGCAGACUCUGACGUCAUGGUAGCGGUCGUUGUUGUUUGAUUCCGAGACACUACAUGAAAAACAAACACUGAGGCGUCGUUGACACUCUUUAAAAUAAUGAAUGUUUCAGCAUUAUAGAAACCUUUUAACUGUUCAAAUAUUAAUAAAAAUCUAUCAAAACACAUCAUUUAGUUAUAGCUGCAAUAAAAAAACAUAGUAUUUCAGUAUAACCUAAAAAAAACUAGCAUCUUAAGAGUUUUAUUCUGUAAUCAAUACUUAUUCAUAUAUUCACAUCUGGGGCUGCAACUGUAACUAUUCACUUAUUCAUUAUUCAUGUUACUUUUGAUUAUUGAGGCAGUUUUGUUGGAUUCAGACUGGUUCUGAGUUUUCAGAUUCUUAAAUGUGAAUAAAAUCAGAUUUAUUUUUAAACAAUAACUCAUUGAGGCGUCGAGCUCUUCAGUUGCAGCUCUGCUCACACAUCUCUAAACCCACCUGUCGGAAAUUUAAACAUUUCAUGAUAUUUAUUUGCAUCAGUAGAUUUCCUGCCAAGUACAAGCUAAAUUUAAGUUAGUAAGUUUAGUUAAGUUUUUAGGGAGUCGCACAUUAAUUGUGACAUUGUGAAUGUUUUCCCACUGUUGAAAAUUGUUCCAGGUGCGAGAUGGGGGGGAGAGAAAGACGACAGACGUCACAGAUGUAGUUGUAAAUAUUCUUGUUAUUUAAGCGUGUUCUACGUACGUCAUAUCCAUGUUCAUUUGACAAAAUGCAUUAAAAAAUUAAAAGUGUUCAACGUGUUUGUGAUGUUGGGGGGGGGGGGGG